Molecule: messenger RNA, 1622 nt
Organism: Benincasa hispida (wax gourd)
Lineage: Eukaryota; Viridiplantae; Streptophyta; Magnoliopsida; Cucurbitales; Cucurbitaceae
Product: carbohydrate esterase, putative (DUF303)
Source: RefSeq, a predicted model, not a curated record
UGGAUAGUCCGAAUUGUUUGGAUUGUGGUGUUCUUAGCUUCGCAUGCACACAAAAUAUAACAGAAGGGAUUAAUAAGUCGGCUUCUUUUUUCCUCCACCAGAAAAAGCCAAAACACGUAUUUCCUUUCAACAAACCAUUCAUCAUUUAACACCCAACCACCGUGACGACGGAAUAUAAAAACCCACCACCACCACCACAACCAUCCGCAUCCCAAAAUCAUGGCGACUACGACCGAUCCAGAUCCGAUCCACACAAAUCCAACUCUCAAUCCACCGCCAAACAAGCAGAUCUUCAUCCUCUCCGGGCAGAGCAACAUGGCGGGACGCGGCGGGGUCUUAAAGAAGCUCCACCGGUGGGACGGCGUGGUUCCACCAGAAGCAAAGCCGCACCCGUCGAUAUUCCGGCUGAGCGCGAAGAAACAUUGGGAGGCGGCGCGUGAGCCACUCCACGCGGACAUCGACACAAAGAAGACGUGCGGGGUGGGGCCGGGGAUGGUGUUUGCGAACGGAGUGAGAGAGAGUGUGGGGGCGGUGGCGGUGGCGGUGGUACCGUGCGCCGUCGGAGGAACGGCGAUCAGAGAGUGGGCGCGUGGGGAGAAGCUGUAUGAGGAAAUGGUGAAGAGGGCGAGAUAUAGCGUGAAGGACGGCGGGGAAAUUAGGGCGAUUUUGUGGUUUCAAGGAGAAAGUGACACCUCUACUGAACAUGAUGCUGAUGCGUAUCAGUGGAAUAUGGAAAAGUUUGUUGCUAAUGUGCGCCGGGAUUUGGCUUUGCCUUCUCUCCCUAUCAUUCAGGUAGCACUUGCAUCAGGAUUCAAGUACAUUGAAAAAGUGAGGGAGGCUCAAUUGGGGAUGAAAGUGGAGAAUUUGGUGUGUGUUGAUGCAAAGGGAUUGGAACUCCAAGAAGACAACCUCCAUCUCACAACAAAUGCUCAGGUCAUUCUAGGUCAAAUGCUGGCUGAUGCCUAUCUCACCCACUUUGCUGCACCACUUUCGAAUGGAUGUCCUAGUUCCAUUUAAUAAUUAUUUGGUUUUUAUUUUUUUGUGUUUUCAAAAGUUAAGCUUAUAUUACUUUCACGUUGGAAUUGUUUUUCCUCUUCUUUCUGUUUUCUACUUUUUAUAGAUGCUUUCAAAAUUCAAGCCAAGUUUUGAAAACUAAAAAAUAAAACAAGAUUUGGUUAAGAAUUCAAAUAUUUUUUUUUAAAAAAUAGAAAGCAUCGCAAAUGGUAGUAAACAAAUGCAAAUUUCGAAAACUAAAAAACUAAAAAUAAAAAAUCAAAUGGUUAUUAACGGUAUUUUUAUGCAGCCACCUUUCUACUCCAAGAUUAUCCCUCAGUUUGUUUGUCUUGUUUUUGUGGAUGUGGUUUCUUUGUUGGAAUCAUAUUUGUGUUUUUGUAAUCAUAUAUGUAAUGUAUGUAUUACCCUCUUUGAUUAUUUUGUGUUUACAUUUAGAGGGGGUUCUCAUGGUUUGGUAUUUUGUUUGGCAGUUGUGUGGUAAUGAAGUGAUUAUAUUAAAGUGUGACCCUGAAAUUAGUGUAAACUAUAAAUUAUAGACAUGCUUCAUCAAAUAAUGUAGAAAGUAUUACAAAGUAUCAAAUUCACAAGACUCGUUUAUAUGCUCUUAA